This is a messenger RNA of Scomber japonicus (chub mackerel), 2440 nucleotides long. RefSeq names its product transmembrane protein 106C (gene tmem106c). The record is from RefSeq and is a predicted model, not a curated record. Bases 116 to 967 code for a protein of 283 amino acids. The transcript is spliced from 8 exons. Lineage: Eukaryota; Metazoa; Chordata; Actinopteri; Scombriformes; Scombridae.
GUGUGUGUGCGCUGGUGUAAAUACGACUUUGUGAUGGCAGUUUUGACGCCUUCAGUCUAAAAGUUGGGGCGUUGUAGUCGGUGUCAAACUCCGGUUUGACUGUCCGGUAGGCGCCAUGGGGAACCGGUGGACUCGCAGCGGCAGCAGCUUGUCACUCCUGCCGGAGAGGCAGAGCUCCGGGCGCCGGGGAGAGAAUAAAGACUCCGAUAAUGACUCUUUGGAUGGGCUCGUUAGACGGGAGGACAUAGCAGAGUUCCCGUACGUGGAGUUCACCGGGAGAGACAGCAUAACAUGCCCGACAUGUCAAGGCACUGGACGGAUACCCUCAGGUCAAGUGAAUGAACUGGUCGCAUUGAUUCCAUACAGUGACCAAAGGCUGCAGCCCCAAAGAACGAAACUAUAUGUGGUCCUGUCGGUUGUGGUCUGUCUCCUGGCUUCUGCGCUCGUGGCCUUCUUCCUCUUCCCUCGCUCAGUGGUCGUGGUGGAUGACGGGAUUCGCUCGGUGACGGUGCGCUUCGACCACUCCAACCAGAGGGUCCUCAUGAACAUGACGAGCACGCUGAACUUCAGCAACCCAAACUUCUUCUCGGUGCUCGUGCAGAGCGUGAACUGUCAGGUUCUCUACAUGAAGACGGUGAUCGGAACUCAGCAGCUGGACAAUACCACCACCAUCCUGCCGCUCAGCGAGAGACAGGUAAACUACACUGUCAGCGUUGAGAUCGGCAGCAGCGCGGCAUACGUCUAUGCCUUCUGCACCAUGCCCAGCAUCAAGGUCCACAACAUUGUGGUAUUUAUGCAGACAGCAGUGAAAACCUCGUACAUGGUCCGAACCUCCCAGAACAGCCUGGAGGCCUAUCGCUACAUAGACUGCGGUUCCAACACCACGUACCACCAGAAAACCCACCAGCACUGGCACCAUUCCUCCAACCGCUCACCAGCCACAUCUCUCAGCCCCCCUCUGCUGUGAUGGGGGGGGGUGGGCACCACAGUCCUAACAGGAGGAAGGGAUGAAUCAUUUAGCAAUCAGCACACACACUUCCUAGACGGAUUUUGCGCUUCCUUCUCGCAGAUGAAACCACCAGCAGAAAAAGCAAAAAAAUACCAAACUGUGCUUUUUUUUUCUCUGUCUCUCUUAAGCUUACACAGAACUGUAACAGCUAGUGCCAUUGAAUGAAGCGUUUUUUCCUGAACAAGUGUGGGCAAAGAAAGGGAAGAGAAGAGAAGAAGGGAAUCGGAUGUUUUCUCACCACGUGGAACGAGGGCAGCUAGGUGAUAUUCUGCUUUGCUUACUCAUCACGUCUCAAACUAUUUCAAAACUGGCUGACCUCAUGAGUCACAUGAGGCAAACAGAGUGAGUCACCGACAACGAGCUUUCUCUCCCUCUCUCUCUCUCUCCCUCUCCGGCCCUGUUUUGGAUGCAGGACAAAUGUCAAGAGAGAGGGAAAGCUCUUUUUCUUGUCUUAAAGGGAUCACUGUUGACAUUCCUCGCUGACAAUGAAGCUCCAGAGUCGGCGAUCUUUAAUUGAAUUAACCCUGCAGAGCUCCCGUCUGCGUCCGCUGCAUUCUUCAGCACAGCCGGAGCGACCUGAAGACACUUUAACACUGCGUAGACUGAGAGGCUGCUGAUGUUUUGGAAUAAAUAUUUAAUGCAAGUGCAGGAGGGAUCAUUUAGGGAUUGUGUUUAAAGUAUGUGGAAAAUGAUAAACUUAAUGCUUUUUGCUGUGUUAUUUAACUAAAUUUAAAACUGGCAUUUACAAAAUUUGGAUGUUUUUAAAUGAGUGAUACAGUUAAUUCGGGGUACCUCUCAGCAAGUCGAAGCACACUGAUACUUUUUUUUUUUUUUUUUUAGAUUCAGGGUAUCCAGAUUUGCUUGAAGGCAUCAGCAAAGCUUGUGUGUUGAUGUGAGCCUGAGAUUAUUCUGGUUAGUGUUUCUUUUAAUCAUUGACACUCCGAGCUAAAUUACUGAAAAGCACAUUUGUACCUCAUAAUAUAUUCUGUUGAGCAUCUGCAAUACAGUCCAGAUGUGCAGCAUGUCCUGCCACCAGCGUUUAAACAUGGAACAGACAGAAGAUGGAGUGAGAACACAGUAGAUAUUACACCAUGUAACAUCUGUAUGCACAUCUGUGUAUUUAACUCAACUCCUCUGUGGCUUAAUCAAACCUUGGAUGCUUCGGCAGAGCAUUUCAAACCAGUUAGUAAAUGAUGUCAGAGAGUUUGACUGUAGCUUUACAUUUCAAGUAUUCUCAAAUGACUCCGUAUAUUUAUAAGCUCCACUUCCACCAUAGAAACAGUUAUUGAUUUGACUUUUUUUAAAGGGAAAGUUCUCUGUAAAUUUUUGCAUCAUGAAAUGAUUUUACCUGAAUUUCUUCUUUUUUUUUUUAAAGGGCAGUAUAUAUUUUCAAGUUCUAAAAAAGUCAUUCAUGUGGAUUGUGAAUAAAUA